UCUCUUGAACAGGGUUUAUGGGCUAUCCUUUUCUAUAUAAAUGCAGUUUCUCAAUUCCUUAUUUUAUAAGACUAGCAGACUUCGAACAGCUUUAUUCAGUCGUACAUAUGUAUCUUAGUUCCCUUAACGUGAAUUAAAAAUUAUCACAGAUCACAAUAGCAAGUUAAAAUAAGAUUGAAGACAAUUUCAUCUCAUAAAAAAUGAGUCGGUCGUUAGAUGUCACUCAUAUAAAAGAAGUUCAAAGAUCGAAAUCAGUUCAAUUAGUUUGAUAUUAAGCUACCAUGCGCUGAAUCUCAACUGUAGAAUUUCAGCCUUUGUAGAUUUCAGCAAAGAUAGAACCAUUACAGACGUUAGACUGACCAAUCUGUCAUUAUUCUGUUUCAACUAGUAGACCAACAGUUACUUUAUGCAGUACACUUCGAUAAAUUUUCUUAUCUUUCAUAUAACCAUGACAUUAGAUAAUUUAUAUUUGUUAUAGAUGUAUGAUAUUAUUGUGAUGAAGACAUUAACAGUUUAAAAUUUUUUUCAUAAGCAGAAAGGAAUUUUUCAAGCUAUGGUGUGAAGUAUUUUAUCCUUUUAAAAAUGCUAUUUUUUGCCAAUGCUAAUAUUUAAUGUUACCGAUAUUUUCUAGAUAAUAUUAUUCAUGUAAUUGUUGAUGUAAGUAAAAGUUUAUCUAGACAAAUUUUUCGAAACAUUAUCUUAAAAUUAACAAAAUAGUUGACUCAUAUUCAAGAAAUUAUAGUGUAAAAUAUUUUCUUCAUCUAAUAAGUCUUUAAUUCAUCCACUAUUCACUAUGAAAUAUUUCAUAAUUAAUGGAUCAUCACAGACAACAUCUAUUAAGAGUACUUUUGGUUUCAUUUUAUUCGCGUUGGCUUUUAUAUUAGGCUUUCUUCUUGGCUCAAGUUUUAAUGGAACAAAAAGUAAAAUACGUCUUCUAUUUUCGUCAGAUAUAAAAUUAAAUCAAAGAUCAGCAACAAAUAAUCAGAAAUCGAUAAAAUCAUUUAAUUAUGGAAAUAAUUUUACACAUCUUUGGUCAAUGCGUUUAGCUGAUGAAAAUUAUUUUCGUCUCGCCCAACUUCUACCAUGUCGUAUUGUUGAAUAUUCUGGCGGACCAAAAUUAGAUAAACUUGAUUCAUGUGACCAUACAUCAAAAAAUGAAUUCUCAAUACAGAAUACAAUAGAAGCCCAAAAUUGGUUUUAUGAACAUCAACAUCCAAUAAAUUGUACCAAUAAACGUAUUGCUAUUAUUCAGAAUAUUGCUUGGUCCGGUUUUGGAUCAACUGUUCAUCAAAUUGCGUGGGCAUUUGGUAUGGCAAUAGCGGAUAAUAGAAUUGCUGUAUAUCAAACUCCAGGAAAUUGGGUAAAAUAG
Messenger RNA from Rotaria sp. Silwood2, 1369 nucleotides. Lineage: Eukaryota; Metazoa; Rotifera; Eurotatoria; Philodinida; Philodinidae. The record is from the annotation of a GenBank genome assembly.